CUGCAUCAGAACCAUGUGUGACCAGCAGCAGAUUCAGUGUUGCCUGCCGCUCCCCCAGUGCUGUGUGAAGGGUUCCUCCUUCUACCCCUCCCAGUUCCCCAGUGCCAAGAGCCAGGCGGUGGUCCAAGCCCCUUGUGAGAUGCAAAUUGUGGAGUGUCCCACAUCAUGCCCAGUUCAAGUUUCCCAGGUAAAAUGCCAGGCUCCAUGCCAGUCCCAGACUAUGCAGGUGAAGUGCCAGGCUCCAUGCCAGUCUAAGACCACCCAGGUGAAGUGCCAGGCUCCAUGCCAAUCUCAAAUUUCCUGUGUUCAAUGCCAGGCUCCAUGUCAGCCUGAGGUGUCCUGUGUGCAAUGUGAAGCUCCAUGCCCUGUUCAGACCUGCUAUGUAGAAUGUACUCCAGUUUGUUAUACAGAAACUUAUGUGGAAUGCCCAGUCCAGACCUUUGUACCCCGUCCAGCUCCUCAGCCUGUCCAGACUUACCUGGCUUGUCCCCCAGUUUCCCAGACUCAGGGAAGAUUCUCAACCCCGUGCCAGUAUCAGGGCUCCCAUGGCAGAUACGUCCUGCAGCGUCAGUCCCCGGCUUCCUACAGCAACUGCGCCCCACAGUUCCAAUCCGGGACUUACUACAACAACUGCACCCCCCAGCGUCAGUCCCGGGCUUCAUUUAGAACUUGCGCACCCCAGUGCCAGGCCCGAGGCUCUUAUGGGAGCUUCCCCGCCCAGCGUCGCUCCCAGAGCACCAGCAGAUGCCUCCCUCCUCGCCAGCUGCAACCUUCUUACCGCAGCUGUUCCCCUCCACGACGGUCUGAGCCCUACUACAGCAGCUGGCUGCCAUCAGCAUGUUCUUCGAGUUCCUAUAACUACUGCACCCCACCACGCCGCUCUGAGCCCAUCUAUAGCAGUGGCUGUCCUCGGGGUCCCACUUCAGGCUGCUCUCAGAGAUGUGGUCCCAAGUGCCGGAUAGAGAUUUCCUCCCCCUGCUGCCCCAGGCAGGUCCCCCCGCAAAAGUGUCCAGUUCAGAUUCCCCCCAUCAGACGCUGCUCUGAGAGUUGUGCCCCACAACCCUCCUGGGGUGCCUCCUGCCCGGAGCUGAGGCCACGUGCAGAGUCACGUCCACUCCCAAGUUUCUGUCCACCACGGCGUCUGGACCAAAGUCCAGAGAGAUCACUCCAGCGAUGCCCACUUCCUGCCCCACGUUCAUGUCCACAUCCUGCUCCACGGCCAUAUCCACGUCCAGAACCACGUGCAAGAUCAGAGCCCCGCCCAUGUCCUCCACCGCGGCAACGUUCCGAACCCUGUCUGUGUCCAGAACCAUGUCCAGACCCAUGCGCAGCCCCACAUCCUAGACCAGUGCAGCGUGAAUUUCCCGAGUCACGUCCAUGUCCACAGCCCUGUGAGCUCCCAGAACCUUAUUUACUUCCAGAACCAAUUCCCCUUCCAGCACCCUGCCCGAGCCCAGAGCCCUGUGUGGAGCCUCGGUGGUGUCCCAGCCCAUGCUUGGGACCAAAUCCAAUCCCAUGCCGAGCAGACCGAGGCUGUCAUGAGUCUAGCCCAUGCCGCCUAGACAUUGAGGCCCCCAGCUGUGGCCCAGCUGGUUAUAACCAGUGGCAAGGAACUGGUGACAGCUUUGGACCUUGUGAUGGGAUUCCAGAGCCACAGGGUUUCAGUGAUUGUGGAGACCAAGGAGGCACCUGUAUUGGACUGAAACGAGGUUCUUCUGUUGGAACAAAGGGGGCUUAUUUUUAAGGAAGCAUGGUUGACACAUCCCUACCUCUUGCCCUGAAAAUGUCACGCCUCCUUUCCCAACAACCUCAAUUUCCAACACAUUCUAUGUGCAUCUCUCCAAAGACAGUCUCCCUGCUGCAGAGGUGAUGUCCAAACUCCAUCGCAUGUCAUCUCAGGAUCCACACCUGGGUUUCAGGCACCUCUCCACCCUCACAUCUGACUCCUCCCCUGUACACAUCCUCAGUUCUAGCCAAACCAGUCUGGCCACCAGGGCACAUAUGGGUGUGCUCCAGAACAUACCUUAGGUGUCCCUGCCUCCAAGCCUCUGCUCACUUCCCACCCUCCUUGCAUAGACCACUUCUGUGCUGUGUCCAGCCUCUGAAAUCGAACCCAUCUUUCAAGACUUUUUCCUUGGAGUCUUUUCUGUUUGUUCCUACCCACGGGAGCCUACAGUGACUUCCUAGAACCCAUUGCAUUGUCCAUACCAGCCAUUUGGCAACUCCCUUGCAAUGUCUCUUGAAUUAUCUCACUUUUAAGAUGUGUCUGUUUUUCCUGACCAAUAAGUUUGUAAACUCCCAUUUGAGUGGAGUGAGAAUAUCCCUAAAGUCCCAUGCUUCUCCUGGGGAAAACAGCUGCUCAGCAAAGCUUGUGGGUUGGCAGCUUGAGCCAUGAUCUAUCCUGAUAGGCAACCCCAGGAUCUGGGAGAGAAGGAGGCCAUGUAACA
This is a messenger RNA of Mirounga angustirostris (Northern elephant seal), 2447 nucleotides long. RefSeq names its product keratinocyte proline rich protein (gene KPRP). The transcript has a single exon. The record is from RefSeq and is a predicted model, not a curated record. Lineage: Eukaryota; Metazoa; Chordata; Mammalia; Carnivora; Phocidae. Bases 14 to 1744 code for a protein of 576 amino acids.